Molecule: messenger RNA, 2010 nt
Organism: Triticum turgidum subsp. durum (durum wheat)
Lineage: Eukaryota; Viridiplantae; Streptophyta; Magnoliopsida; Poales; Poaceae
Source: the annotation of a GenBank genome assembly
AUGUCGUCUUCCUCCCGAGUAAGGGUUGGGACUCUGGUUCCCUUCGUUGAAGGCAAAUCUGGGUCACCGAAUGCGUCGUCGUUGCCAAUGCCAAGCAUUCCCAUCUUCAAGGGCUCCAAUGUCGUUGGGAGGAGUAAUUUGGUGGCUGUUGACAAGAGAGUCAGCCGCAAGCAUUUGAGCCUGCGCGCCUUGCCUGAUGGCUCCCUCGAAGUCGUCGUGGAGGGGACAAAUCCCAUUGUUGUCCAAUCAGAGGGUCAGAGAAGAAAAGUUUGUGCUCAGCAGAGAGCCAAGAUUAUGCACGAUGAUGUCCUGGAGCUGAUUCCCGGUGAAUAUUUUAUGAAGUAUGUCAAUAUGAGUGAUGAGCGUAAAAGUUCCACAUCAGUCGAGUCACAUGACUUAAAGAAAGGGAAGAGGCAUAGCGAGGAAGAUAGUGUAGCUGCGAAGAGAAAUCGACAAGUUAUGGAAGAUGAGGCUUUGGCAAGAACAUUGCAGGAAAGCUUUGCAGAAGAGAGUACAUCUGUUACUGAAGUAUUAAGUUCACUUGAUAGUGCUGGUUCUUCCGAGAGAAACAAAGAGAGAACACAUUCUGUCGGUCCUUUGAAAGAUACACUUCCGUUGACUUUUCGACUCAUGCGUGUCCAAGGUCUUCCGUCAUGGACUAACACUUCAACAGUUACCAUUCAGGAUGUCAUACAGGGUGAAGUGCUUCUUGCUGUACUCUCAAAUUAUAUGGUGGACAUGGAUUGGUUGCUUACUGCAUGUCCAAGUCUAAGGAAAGUUCCACAUGUCCUAGUUCUGCAUGGAGAAGAUGGUGCUUCAUUGGAGCGCUUGAAGAAAACGAAGCCUGCAAAUUGGAUCCUUCACAAGCCCCCGCUCCCAAUAUCAUUUGGAACACAUCAUUCGAAGGCCAUGCUGCUUGUAUAUCCUCAAGGGAUUCGUGUUGUUGUUCACACUGCAAAUUUGAUACAUGUUGACUGGAACAACAAAAGUCAGGGACUAUGGACACAAGAUUUUCCCUGGAAGGAAGCAAAUGAUAUGAGUACAAAUAUUGGUUUUGAGAAUGACCUGGUUGAUUAUCUCAGGGCACUUAAGUGGCCUGAGUUCAGGGUAAAUCUCCCAGUUGCUGGUGAUGUCAACAUCAAUGCAGCCUUCUUUCGGAAAUUUGAUUAUAGUAGCUCAACGGUCAGGUUGAUCGGAUCUGUUCCUGGUUAUCAUGUCGGCCCCAAUAUGAAAAAGUGGGGCCAUAUGAAGCUUAGGAGUGUUCUUGAAGAGUGCGUAUUUGAAAAGCAGUUUUGCAAGUCACCACUUAUUUAUCAGUUUUCGUCCUUGGGGUCACUUGAUGAGAAAUGGAUGACUGAGUUUGCAUGUUCGUUAUCAGCUGGUAAAGCAGAUGAUGGAUCACAGUUGGGUAUCGGGAAACCACUGAUUGUAUGGCCAACAGUGGAGGAUGUUAGGUGCUCAAUAGAGGGCUAUGCAGCUGGCAGUUGCAUUCCAAGUCCUCAAAAGAAUGUUGAGAAAGAUUUCUUGCGAAAAUAUUGGUCCAGGUGGAAAGCAGACCACGUAGGCCGUUGCCGUGCUAUGCCGCACAUAAAAACUUUUACUCGCUACAAUGGUCAAAAUAUUGCAUGGUUUCUGCUUACCUCAUCAAAUUUAAGCAAAGCUGCUUGGGGAGCACUGCAGAAGAACAAUACACAGCUGAUGAUACGAUCAUAUGAGUUAGGUGUAUUGUUCUUGCCCAAAACUCUCCAGUCUGUUCCACAAUUUUCAUGCACAGACAAGAGCCGCUCAAACCUGGAUAAACUUGCCCUUGGUAAGAACAUCAAGACCAAGCUGGUGACACUUUGCUGGAAAGGCGAUGAAGGGAAGGAUCCAUCUGCAGAAGCUGUGAGAUUGCCAGUGCCGUAUCAACUCCCUCCACAACUCUACGGCCCGGAAGAUGUCCCAUGGUCUUGGGAUCGGAGGUACACGAAGAAGGAUGUGUAUGGCUCAGUCUGGCCACGCCAUGGCUAG